AUGGAUGAGGUUAUAUUUUAUAUUUCGCAAAGUGGCGACCAAGUAGAGGGAACGAAAGACAAGUCUGGAUUGUCAGGAUUGUCUUCAUCGUCAUCGGCAAUACCAGAGUCAUUUGCAUAUAUUGGCUCAAUUCAUUCUUCAAAACAAUAUGAAGCAUUUAGGCACGCUUCGUCUCCACUCAAUGGUACAGCGAUAACUGGAAUUGGUGCGGGCGAACGUAUAUUUACAUGUGACUCUAAAAGAGCUUUGAUCAAUGUGUUCAUCUUUGGUAAAGAAAGUAUAGAUCAACGAUUACCAAUCCCUGAAGCAUUAACUACUUUACAUGUCAUACACCAUCCCAACUUUGUUAACGCAAGUGACAAGUCAAUCACUCAUAAAAAGCCUAAUUAUAGGGUACCCUGGCUACUAUGUGGAGGUUCGAAACUGGGGAAAUUGUACAUUUGGGAAUUUGCGUCGGGGGAUUUGUUAUGUGUUAAAGAAGCGCAUUAUCAAGGUAUAACUGUUAUACAAUCUAGUUCAUGUGGUACUUUUCUAAUUACUGGCGGCGAAGACGCACGAGUUCUCAUAUGGAAUUUGGCUGAUUUGGUAGCCGUAUAUGGCAACGUGCAGCACAAUUCUGGUGGUGGUGGCGGCAAUGAUGAUGAUAAUGGUAAUGGUGAUCUUUUUCAUCAUCGACUAGUCAAACCAUAUUGGAGUAUAUCUGAAAACACAUUAGCCAUUACCGAUAUAACUUUGAAUACAGCAGGUAAUUUAUCCGACUUGAAACUAUACACAAGCUCCAAGGACGCAACUGUUAGAAUCUACGAUAUUCUGACCAAACAGCAAUUGACAACUUUUGUAUUACCUGAUUCUGUUGAAUGUCUUGCCCGAGAUCCCGCAAACCGACAAUUAUACGUGGGAUUAUCUAAUGGUUGGAUAAAAAUAAUCCCAUUGUAUAAAUAUAACCAGCACACUCUGGUACUAGAAGCAGUAGGUGGUUUGGAUAAAAUUAUCACUAUUACUGAUGAUGGAGACAACAACAACAAUAACAAUAAUAAUAAUACUAAUAUGUUUUCCACUAUUGUCCAACAUGAAAAUCAUAAAGUUACCAAAUUGUUAGUUUCAAUGGAUGGAACGAGUCUUGUAUCAGGAGAUGCUUCAGGACAAGUUUACGUUUCUGAUAUAGUAACCAAACAAACAAUUAAGAGUUUUCCAAGUUUGAAAUUUCCUAUAGCAGGUUUAUUUUUAAAAGCGGCGCCAAUUGAUAUGCUUUAUAGUGAUGUUCGAGCAGAUAAGAAGCAUAGAAUGUUACCUCCUUUGAAAAGAGCCCUUGCAAACAAUGAUCCCAUGGAUCAUUAUCUAUCUAUGGAUAUACCUCAGGAAACCGAAACUGAGGUUGAUGUAGUAGACGACAAUAUUAGUUCAUGGUUGGAAAAGAAGAGAAAUGAAGAAUUGUUGUUUAAAAAUUUGUCCAAUGUAAAUUCAACCGUAAAAACUAUUGAUAUUCGUGAUAACUUGGACAAUACAGAAGCAAUUGGUAUUUUAAAACUGAAGUUGAAAAAGGUAUCUGAAGCUUAUACCGAUUUGAGAAAUAGACACGAGGAGUUGAUUAAGGAACAUGCAAAACUUCUUGAUAAAAAAAUGGAAACAUAA
This is a messenger RNA of Lodderomyces oxycetoniae, 1632 nucleotides long. Its product is annotated as IPI3. Gene Ontology annotation, molecular function: protein binding. Gene Ontology annotation, biological process: DNA-templated DNA replication; rRNA processing. The record is from RefSeq and is a predicted model, not a curated record. Bases 1 to 1632 code for a protein of 543 amino acids. The transcript has a single exon. NCBI's taxonomy places the organism in Eukaryota, Fungi, Ascomycota, Pichiomycetes, Serinales, Debaryomycetaceae. Gene Ontology annotation, cellular component: nuclear pre-replicative complex.